AUGUGGAAGGCCUUGAAGGAAGCAACUGUGAGAGUGGCAGGAAAGCUGUAUGGAAGAAUAUGUGGGAGAAGAGCAGGAGAACGAGAAACAUGGUGGUGGAUGGAAGAGGUCAAGGAAAAGAAGAAAACUUUCAAGGAGUGGCAGCAUGACGAGGAGAGCCUGGAGAAAAGGAACCGGUACAAAGUGGCGAAGAGAGAGACAGAAAGAUCCGUGGCAGUAGCCAAAGAGGAAGCAGUUCGAGACUGGUACGCAGAGAUGGAAACACCGGAGAAGGAAGAAGUGCUAAAGAGAUGGAGAGAAUAUUUUGAAGACCUGUUGAAUGUAGAGAACGAAUGGGAAUAG
This is a messenger RNA of Penaeus chinensis, 342 nucleotides long. RefSeq lists its product as uncharacterized. The coding region runs from base 1 to 342 and encodes 113 amino acids. NCBI's taxonomy places the organism in Eukaryota, Metazoa, Arthropoda, Malacostraca, Decapoda, Penaeidae. The transcript has a single exon. The record is from RefSeq and is a predicted model, not a curated record.